AUGUCGGUAACAGGCGCUCUCUCAGAUGUGGAUAUGGAAAGUUCUUCUGCUUUCUCACCAUCUGAACCUGCCAUAGAUGGCAGUUUUGUAUGUCGGCACAAUCAAAGUGCAGAGGUUUAUCAAACUUUCAAAGAAGACGUUGAUGCACUUCUUGCAGGAAAUGUUCCCCAAAUGAAUCAACCAGCAUUCAUGCAGAAAAUAAUGACAACUCUGGAAAAUCUGUUUGCUGUUUAUGAGGAAGAAAAACAACAUCUUAUGGGAAAUGUACUCUUAACGUGGGCAAUAAAACAGCAAAAGGCUAGCAUAGGUACACUAUGGACACAGCAAUUGCAUUACAAGCAGCUGGAUACCAUUCACCUACAAUUCGAAUACUUUGGAGAGUUACUACAGCAAACGUUAUCAGGACUUACUUAUUUGAAACAGUAUUUCAAUUCACCUCAAGUAGAAGAGGCAUACAACAAGUUCCGAAACAUGGCUCACUAUUUCUUAUAUUACUCUAUAAUAGUCAGCCGACAGCCACCAUCAGUGGUAGUAAAAUGUGGAGAAGCAGAAAAUCAUCGAAGGAGUCGGUUUUGGUUCAACACAGAAAUUAGAGUUUUGGGUGGUCAAGCAUUUGGAAUAGAAUCGCUAGGAGAGUCACAAGAAGUGCAAUGUUAUUUGAUAACAGAAGAAACGGCAAAGCAGCUGCUGAAUAAUGCUUAUCUCGAUAUAUUCGAAUCGGAAGAGUUCUGUAUCGAACCUCAGAAAACAACUUUCCUGAAAAAAGAUACAAGAGGCUUGAGAGCUAAAUUUGAUGAUAUGCGAGUCGCAAAAAAGGUACAGCUAAGAAGAGAUUCAGUUGCGACUAGGAGGUAUUGCUUGUGCUAUAGUAUUCGACUAAGGACUAGUUGUGGAAUGGAACUAGUUGGCAAAAAAGUUUCACUACCAUUUGCUGUAUUGGUAGGGCCGAAAUCUGAUGUUGAAGCUCGUCUAUUCUUGGAAAGAUCAUUCGCUGAUUUGGUUCGACACCCGCUCUCCGAUAUUCCAAGUGUUGUGUCCUGUGCGGAGAUGGCUGAUGCUUUAGAAAUGAAAUUUCAAGCAAUAGUGGAAACACCUCAAAAAAAUUCUGACGGACCAGCUGUAGUACAACCACGGAUGUUUGCUAUGCAGACAAAACAACACUUAAUUAACAGGCUGAAACCAAACAAUCAAGGUUUCAUUGUUCUGGACAAUUUCAUGAAGUUAUCAGUAGCUGAAGAUUACCAAUUAAAAAAAGCAUCAUCCACUGAUGGUGAAUGGAAGCUCGUUCCAUUUUUUGAUUGGUUCUUCAAGCUUGCGGAAAUAACGAACAAGUAUCUAUAUAGUAUGUGGUAUGAUGGAUUGAUUUACGGAUUUUGUAGUAAAGAAGACGCUGAAAGCUUACUACGUAACAUUCCUCGAUCUGUUUUGCUCAUCCGCUAUUCUGACAUAGAGUUCGCAAAAGUUAAAAUUUCUGUCAAGGACCAAGCUGGAAACAUACGCCAUCAUUGGUAUGAACAUUCGGACCUAAAUGCGCGAAGCUUGUCUAAAGAGCUAUUAGACAAUCAGAAGUUCACUCAUGUUGACUUGAUUUAUCCCGAUAUUGAUCUUGAAGUUGCCUUGGGUGGACGAGAAAAGCCACGAGUUCGCGUGCCAAGAAACUUACAGCCUGAUGAAAUAUAUUUUGACAAUCAAGGAGCAGCGACAUCUACGUUCUAA
Molecule: messenger RNA, 1716 nt
Organism: Auanema sp. JU1783
Lineage: Eukaryota; Metazoa; Nematoda; Chromadorea; Rhabditida; Rhabditidae
Source: the annotation of a GenBank genome assembly